GAAAAAAAGAGAGAGAGAGCAACCCUGUUCACAAAAAUAAAUGGAACCCCAGAGAGAAGAACUGCCACAGUGCCACGGGCCCAAGAAGUGAGUGCUGCCCCGUCAAUGCCGCUGGGAGCCAAGAAAAGCAAGGCAAAGCAAACUGCAGACCCAUUGGUUUCUCUCUUUCCUCCUCCCCUCCCGACUUCUCCAAAUCGCCGCCUUUUGUUGAUUUAUCUAUUUUGCUUGCAAUUAGUUUUUGGAAAGCAAGGUGGGUGCAAUGGGAGGUAGCGGAACGCUGAUCUCGGUUUACCCCGAGGAGCUCACCUUCUUGUUUGAGCUGGAGAAGCCGUGCUAUUGCAAUCUCAAGGUGGUGAACAACAGCGAGCAUCAUGUCGCAUUCAAGGUCAAAACAACAUCGCCGAGGAAGUAUUUCGUCCGGCCGAACGCGAGCAUCGUCCAGCCAUGGGAUUCUUGCACAAUAACGAUUACGCUGCAGGCACAGAAAGAUUACCCACCAGACAUGCAAUGCAAGGAUAAAUUCUUGAUUCAGAGCACGAAGGUGGCCGCCAGUACCGACAUGGAUGAGAUCCCCCCUGAUACGUUCAACAAGGAAGCUGAUAAGGUAAUCGAGGAAAUGAAGCUCAAGGUUGUCUACACAUUACCUAGCUGCGGAGGUUCAGAUGACUCUAGCGUAUCAUCUUUAGGAAGCCGGAGCUUCAAAGCAGCGUCUGACGAUCUGAUGAUGCUGAAGAAUGCAAGCCUUGAAGAGAUCCAGACAAUUCAGCGGUUGAAAGAAGAAAGAGACAACAUGCUUCAGCAAAAUCAGCAAAUGCAACGUGAAUUGGAUGUGCUUCGGAGGCGCAGGAGCCGCAAAGGCGAUGCAGGUUUCUCCCUGACGUUCGCCGCGUUUGCUGGGCUAAUAGGUCUCAUGGUGGGGCUCCUGAUGAGCCUCAUCUUCUCGUCCGCGCCGGCUGAUGCGUAGUAAGAUGCAAGAAAAGGUUGCAGCCAACGGAAGCGUUGUUGAGUUGAGACCGACGUGGGGGAAAAGGCUCGCUCGGGGGAAGAAGAUGAAAUUUCUGCUCUAGUCUCCAUUUUUCUUUCUUUUGCUGUUUGCAUCCUAGUUAUUAUUAUACGAAAUGGCAACGGGGUGCAGAUCUUUCCUUCCACUCGUGCUUGGUUCAUCCUCCAGUUUGUAUUUUGCCCCUUGGUUUCUCAUUCUUUCUGUAUUUAGUAUGUCAAGACGGAACCUGUAUUCAUUCAACGAUUGGGUAGUGAAGAACUGAGCUAGGAGUACCAAGAAAGGGUGAUGAUGGGUGUUAGGGUUA
Molecule: messenger RNA, 1307 nt
Organism: Zea mays
Lineage: Eukaryota; Viridiplantae; Streptophyta; Magnoliopsida; Poales; Poaceae
Exons: 9
Coding region: 260-964 (234 amino acids)
Biological process (GO): endoplasmic reticulum membrane organization
Cellular component (GO): endoplasmic reticulum membrane; plasma membrane
Source: RefSeq, a predicted model, not a curated record